Molecule: messenger RNA, 1167 nt
Organism: Colletotrichum spaethianum
Lineage: Eukaryota; Fungi; Ascomycota; Sordariomycetes; Glomerellales; Glomerellaceae
Product: serine O-succinyltransferase
Exons: 2
Coding region: 1-1167 (388 amino acids)
Biological process (GO): regulation of lipid storage
Cellular component (GO): endoplasmic reticulum
Source: RefSeq, a predicted model, not a curated record
AUGGAUCCUCUCUUCGGUUCGUCAGUCGAACCACGGACUGUGGCAAUCGUUGCGACGACGGUCGUCGCAACGCUCUCCUUCCUAUCCCUUGCCCGGCUUGGUCUCUACCCCAAAUGGGGCACCGCCAUCCCUAACCCGCUCAGAACCAAGAUCCCCACGCUUGCGGGUGACGAGGUCAAGAAGCUUCCUUACCAGCCGGACUCCUUCCCAGGCGCCCGGGAUGUCGAGACGCCUUACGGCUCCAUCCGCGUCUACGAAUGGGGCCCCGCCGCCGGCCACAAGGUCAUCCUCAUCCACGGCAUCAGCACCUCGUGCAUGACCCUCGGCGGCAUCGCCCACGCCCUCGCCGCCCGGGGCUGCCGCGUCAUGCUCUUCGACCUCUUCGGCCGCGGCUUCUCGGACGGCGUCGGCGACCUUCCCCACGACGCCCGCCUGUACACCACCCAGGUGCUCCUCGCCCUCGCCUCCUCCCCGCUCGCCUGGUCCGGCACAAACUCGGUCCGCGUGAUCGGCUACUCGCUCGGCGGGGCCGUCGCCGCCUCCUUCGCCACCGCGUUCCCGCACAUGGUCGAGAGCCUCGUGCUCCUGGCGCCCGCCGGUCUCAUCCGCGCCGAGAACUUUGGCGUCCUCGCCCAGCUGACGUUCCAGUCGGGUCUCGUCCCGGGGCGGAUCCUCGCCGCAAUCACCCGCAAGCGGCUGCAGAGGCCGCUGGCGAGCAAGCGCUCCAACGCUGUCGCGGAGGAGGACGACCCGGCGGAGAAGUUUGUCGACGUCGCGGCCGCCGAGGUCUCGGGGCCCAACGGUACCGGCGACGGGGACGUGCAGGUCGAGCAGCAGGUGCGCGACUACGUCCCCUGGAUGGUGGCGCACCACCAGGGCUUCGUGCCGGCCUUCAUGUCGUGCGUGCGGUGGGCGCCGCUGACGGGGCAGCACGACACGUGGCGCGCCUUGGGCAAGCGGCCCAAGGGGACGACGGCUGUGCUGAUUGGCAAGAUGGACGAGGUCAUCGACGUCGAGGACUACACCAAGGACGGGCUGCCGUUGUUGGGCGGCGAGGAGAACGUGCUGUGGAAGGUGCUUCCCGGCGGCCACGAUUUUGUCAUGACCAAGACCGAGUUUAUCAUGCGCGAGCUCGAUGCGUUCUGGGGGUUGAAGGUGCAGUCGUAA